This is a messenger RNA of Aspergillus alliaceus, 1728 nucleotides long. RefSeq names its product IucC family-domain-containing protein. The transcript has 5 exons. Gene Ontology annotation, biological process: siderophore biosynthetic process. Bases 1 to 1728 code for a protein of 575 amino acids. NCBI's taxonomy places the organism in Eukaryota, Fungi, Ascomycota, Eurotiomycetes, Eurotiales, Aspergillaceae. The record is from RefSeq and is a predicted model, not a curated record.
AUGCCACCAGCCCUGGCCACAUCUAUAGUAUCCAAUAGACAACGAGCGCUCUUCGAGACAACUAAACGGGUUCUUGCCAGCGCUGUGAAUGAUGGAUUAGCCAGAGCAACGAUCGAGGAAUCUGCAAGUGUAAGCCUGUCAUUAUGUUUGCGUAAUCAAGCCACGACCAACUAUGGCGACACUUGGAUCAAAUGUGGUAUCCGAGCGGAUUCCUACGUCGAAACGGAUGGUGGUAAGGUUAUUGGAUUCAUCCGGGCAGAUGACCUGCUCGCUCCUGUGCUUAUCCGGUGCAUCGAAGGCGGGGUAUCUGAGGAGCUGGAUCCGGGUGUGAUUUGUCGCAUCAUUUGUCUCUGGGGACCUCAACAGUAUUCGAGCGGCGCAGUAGAGUCCCUCAUGAAAGAAGUACAGAAUUCCGCGGAUAAUCAAGGGAAAUGGCUGGAAAUCGCAACUACGCUACCAACGCUGCAUCUCAAGUCUUCACUGACCGAUUGGGAGCGAUCAGUUGUGUUUGGACAUCCUACACAUCCGUUACACCGAACAUGUCUUGCCCAAUCACCGCUGAAGGCCGUGAUGCCUGAUGAUAUCCCAGAGCUACUGCGACCUGAACUAUCGUUCCUCUCCGUGACAAGGUCGCAGAUGAAGGCAUUUGGACCCUUUGAGAAGCUGCUGGAGCCUCUUCUAAAAUCUCUUCGUGUUGCCAAGCCUGAAUCACCGGACUUAAUCGUCGUACCGUGUUUCUCUCGCCAGCUCCCAAAUAUUAUGCCACUGUUCCCCGACGCGCGCCAGCUUCGAGCCGUGCAAAACUGCUGCCAAGCACUAGUCUCAAUACGUACUCUAUCUUUCGCACCUGAAGUGGACUUUCCUUUUCAUCUAAAGCUCUCGUUGAAUUGUCAAAUUACAUCGGGUCCGAGAACUAUUACUCCCUGGAGUGCGGCUCUAGGCCCUGUACUCAGUAAGGCGUUGGAGGGCUUACUUCCACCUAAUUUGUGGGUAUUUGAAGAAGUAGCGUCUAUCACAGGUGGCCAGGAUGACUUCGCUAAAGCGCGUCAUCUAACAUGCAUUAUACGACAAAGCUUGGAGCAGCAAGCAGAGAAUCUUGGACAGGCGCUUAUCCCAGUUACCGGACUAUACCAGAAACCUCUCCAAGAUGACCGAACAUACAUGGAGAUCAUGUUCGGGCUGGAUGACUUGCCGAAAAGGCAAACCUGGUUUAGAAGGUACCUUGCUCAGCUGUUCUCCCUGUUUCUGCCCCCAUUAGCCCGCUAUGGAAUUGGUUUUGAAAGCCAUAGCCAAAAUACUCUUGUCCGUAUCGACAUCAAGGCAAAAGAGGUAGUUGGGUUCGCUGUUCGAGAUUUUGGAGGAAUAAGGGUUCAUCAUCCUACUUUUCGUCGUUCUGGCCGUGAUCUCGGUGCGAUCCCUGCGGGUGCUAGUACUAUUACUGAUGAUUUGCAUGCCGUGUGGCAUAAAGUGCACCAUGCUCUUCUCCAGGUACACGUUGGCCAUCUGUUGUACAUGUUGGGCCUAGAAUCAAAUGGAGGUUGGCCCAUUGUUCGUGAAGAAUUAAGGAAAGCGUUGAAUCCGUCUGCAGACCCAGGUGGGAGGAUGGUGUAUGAUUUUUUCAUGCAGGUGACAAUGCCAUUUAAGUGUUUUAUGGAGAUGCGGCUGCAGGGCCUUUAUCGCGAUUACUAUCAGAGAGAGUUGCCGAAUAUUCUUCUCCGGAGCGCAUGA